Molecule: messenger RNA, 1231 nt
Organism: Psammomys obesus (fat sand rat)
Lineage: Eukaryota; Metazoa; Chordata; Mammalia; Rodentia; Muridae
Gene: Lrp2bp
Product: LRP2 binding protein
Exons: 10
Coding region: 95-1201 (368 amino acids)
Molecular function (GO): protein binding
Source: RefSeq, a predicted model, not a curated record
CUGACAAGAGUCCCGGGAGUGUAGAGCAACGCAGGCUGCACACUGGCAGACCCUCUGAAAUAUUUCCUUUUAAGCCAGUAAAACAACAGAAAUCAUGUACAGUCUUAUAGAUGGAGAAGACAAGGAGUGUUUAAAUGAGGGUCCACAUCGUGGAAACAGGAUGAAACUGACCAGUGAGAAGUUGCCCCCAAACCCUUUCUCUCUAUCUCAGUAUGAUGAUCAACAACAAAAAUUCUUCCAAUGGAAGCAGGAAAUGCCUGAUUAUCGCCGCCAUUCUAAUUUGGUGGAUAGAGCACUGCAGUUCCUGAAAGAAAGAAUAAAAAAUGGGGAUGCUAUGGCAUAUUUCCUAAGAGGUCAACUCUAUUUCGAAGAGGGCUGGUAUGAAGAAGCCUUAGCACAGUUUGAAGAAAUCCAGGAGAAUGACCAUCAAGCAAUUUAUCAGCUAGGAGUGAUGUAUUAUGAUGGGUUGGGCACUGAACCCAAUGCUGAAAAAGGAGUGAUCUAUAUGAAGAAAAUUCUUGAUUCUCCAUGCCCCCAAACAGUGCACUUAAAAUUUGCUGCUGCUUACAACCUUGGAAGAGCUUAUUUUGAAGGAAAAGGCGUGAAACGAUCAGAUGCAGAAGCAGAGAGACUGUGGCUGUAUGCUGCAGACAAUGGAAACCCAAAAGCUAGUGUGAAGGCUCAAAGUAUUCUAGGACUGUUUUAUUCAAUGCAAGAGCCCAAACAAUUAGAAAAGGCAUUUUUCUGGCAUUCUGAAGCUUGUGGCAAUGGAAACCUGGAGUCCCAAGGUGCACUUGGUCUCAUGUACUUUUACGGACAGGGGAUCCGCCAAGACACCGAAGCUGCCCUGCAGUGCUUACGGGAAGCAGCUGAACGAGGGAAUGUCUAUGCCCAGGGGACUCUUGUGGAGUACUACUAUAAGAUGAAGUUUUUUACCAAGUGUGUUGCAUUUUCCAAAAGGAUAGCAGACUACGAUGAGGUUCACGACAUCCCCAUGAUAGCCCAUGUCACAGACUGUCUCCCAGAGUUUAUUAGCAAAGGCAUGGCCAUGGCGGCUUUCUACUAUGCACGGUGUCUUCAGCUUGGCUUGGGCAUUUCGAAAGACGAAGCUACUGCUAAACACUAUUAUUCUAAAGCUUGCCGUCUGAACCCUACAUUGGCAGAUGAACUUCACAAGUUACUUAUUUGCCAAAGAAUUUAGACCACAAAGCAUUUCAACAAAGACCAUAAA